Molecule: messenger RNA, 1278 nt
Organism: Xylaria bambusicola
Lineage: Eukaryota; Fungi; Ascomycota; Sordariomycetes; Xylariales; Xylariaceae
Product: prefoldin
Exons: 5
Coding region: 135-590 (151 amino acids)
Biological process (GO): regulation of DNA-templated transcription; protein folding
Cellular component (GO): prefoldin complex; cytoplasm
Source: RefSeq, a predicted model, not a curated record
GGGGUUUACCUAGCUAACCCAAAAUAGGCAAUUUCUUCCACAAUGCCAUCAUUCUAGGUAGGUAUCUGAACAUCCCGCGGGUCGUCUUUGUAGAUAUCCUAUACGGUACUCCCAGCCCUUCGACCUCGCGCAUUAUGGCCGCCGAAGCCGGUGAAGCAGUCAACCUCGACACCCUGAGCGUCCAGCAGCUCACCCAAGUCAAGAACCAGCUCGACCAAGAACUCGAGCACCUCACAUCGUCCUUCACCCAACUCCAGGCCGCGCAGGCCAAGUUUCGGGACUGUCUACGCUGUGUCCAAGGCGGCAAAUCACCAGCUCUUCAAGAGAACAAACCUGUGCUUGUACCGCUUACGAAUUCGCUUUAUGUCAGCGGAACACUCGCCAGCGCCUCCCAUGUUAUUGUUGAUGUUGGCACGGGGUUUUACGUUGAAAAGAGCAUAAAAUCGGCUGCUGAGUUUUACGAAAACAAAAUGACCGAAGUGGGAGGGAACAUCAAAGAGUUGGAGGGAAUCGUGCAGUCUAAGACGAAUAAUGUCCGCGUCAUUGAACAAGUAUUGAGGCAGAAAAUGGCUUCGAACCAGCAGCAGUAAACAACCACUGUUCAGAGGCCGUGGCUCAGCUGCCCUACCUAUGUGAGCGAGGACUACGAAUAUGCCGACAGUAAGGUAUACAUCAAUCACUUUGCCCUACGCCAAGUAUUCUUGUCCCGUACGAGGCAGGACUGGCGAGAUGAUCUACUCCUGCUGCCAAUUGGUCAUCCUGCGUCUUAAGUACCAGAGCCAUUGGCCAUACUAGGCUCAGUGGCGUUUUAACACAAUGAACACAUUACCGAGGCUCGAAUAAGAUUGCCCCUUAAUGGUCCACCAUGAUCGUUGCAGAUGGUAUUGGGUGGUGACUGAAAAUGCCAAAAUUCUUGAGGAUGAUUGUCACGUGUGUGACAAUAGAGUACUUCCUAUUUCACUUGGUUGAAAACGCCAAGUAGAGAGGUAUUAUAGCUAUCCUCCAUCUAGGCCCAUAGAAUCCUUUAAAUUCUAUACAGUAUACACAAAUGACCGUUAACCAAAAGCAAAGGGGAUGGGACUUUGAUCGUGGUCCUAGUUACUAUACAAAUACUCUACUCUGGUUUAACUCGGCGAUGGCGAAUUAUUGAAUACGAACGAGAUACCUACACGGUACUCUCAACUAUAUAAACCUAACCUGAAAUACCUUAGUAUCAUAUUUGGAAUUGCGAAGCCUCAUAUUGUUACAGUACACUACUCCCUACAUAGUACUUACUUA